GCCCACUUUCUCAUGUUCGGUGCUCAAGUGUUUGCGGUCGUCGCUUCUCUCCUAUUCUUCGGAGAUUUUUGCAUCGCAACAUCGAGAGGAGUCGCAUAUGAAAAAUCGACCUUUUCAACAGUUGUUUAUCCAAGGGCACGUCGGGAUGAUACGAUUAUUGAAGACUUCCAUGGCACUAAGGUUGCCGACCCGUACCGUUGGUUGGAAAACCCCGAUGCUCCAGAAACUCGUAGAUUUGUAUACGAGCUUAAUGCUAUUUCCAGACCAUUUUUCAAUGCUGCACCAAGUCGCAACCAAAUAAGAGCAAAGCUAAAUACAUUAUUCAACUACGAGAAGUUUUGGUGUCCGAUCAAAUAUGGGAGGUACUACUACUACAGCCACAACACUGGAUCACAAAACCAGAAUGUCAUUUAUCGGCGUCUCACGCUUAAAGACAAAGGUGAAGUCUUCUUGGACCCAAAUGCGAUAUCCUGGGAUGGCAGCGUUUCGAUCAGUUUACAAGCCUGGACGGAGGAUGGUUCAAUUUUUGCUUACGGGCUUAGUGAAAAAGGCAGUGACUGGAUCACAGUAAAGUUCCGAGAUGUCAAUAAACGUGACCUGCGCGACGUUAUUCAAGGAGUGCAGCAGUCUGAACUUGCUUGGUUGAGAGAUAACUCCGGAAUUUUUUACAGCAAGUAUCCUAAUUACAAGGGAACCUCUGUGGAAAGAAAUGAAUACCAUAGCCUUUAUUUUCACUCAAUGGGAACCGAUUCUAGUAACGAUGUGAUUGUCUACGACAUGAGGAAACAACCAGGCUAUAAAAUUGACGCUACAGUUUCGACAGAUGGAAGAUAUCUGAUUAUUUCUGUGGAUGGCGGUGCUGCAGAAUCCAACAAUUUGUAUUACUAUGAAUUGUCCAACUUCAAACCCGCUCUUGGAAAAAUCGUUCCCAAGCCACUAUUUGAUAAGCUCGAUGCAAAAUACACAUACAUUGACAACGACGGCGACACUAUGGUCAUUCUAACGAACAAGGACGCGCCAAACUUCAAACUAAUCAGAAUUUCUCUGAAAAACCACAGUGCUUCGGACUUGAUACCAGAGAGUAAAAGAAGGAUACUGGAUGACGCUGUAGCAGUUGCGGGCCAACUUCUGCUCGUAGCUUACAUUGCAAAUGUCAAACACGUCUUACAAGUUCAUGACUCGAGAAGUGGAUCCCUAGUAUUCACCUUACCGCCUCGCGGAGGAACAGUCAAAGAGAUAUCGGCAAAGAAAACUAGCAGCGAAGUGUUUAUCAGCUUCGAAUCUUUUAUUGAACCCAAGACUGUUUAUCGCAUUGAUCUUGCUUCCCGCAAGGGGAAGCGUCUUCCAGCGUUGCAAGAAAUAUGGCGAAGUCGGUUCAAUGGGCUGGAUAAGAGUGACUUCAUGGUGCAACAAGUAUUUUAUAAGAGCAAAGAUUCAACUGUGGUACCUAUGUACAUCGUUUCGGAAAGAAGUUUGACAAGAAAUGGUGACAUACCAGUUCUACUGAGAGGAUAUGGAGGGUUUUCCACUUCUGUUAUGCCUCACAUAUCUUACGAUAUCUUGUUUGUGAAAUACUUCAAAGGAAUUGUUGCUUCUGCUAAUAUUCGCGGUGGAGGAGAAUAUGGGGAAAACUGGCACAAAGGUGGAAUUCGAGGAAAUAAACAAAACGCGGUUGACGAUUUCAUUUCCGCAGCGGAAUUUCUCAUCAACAAUAGCUACACUAGAAGCAAAAAACUAGCCAUAGCCGGCUCUUCGAAUGGAGGCUUACUGGUUGCAAUAUGUGCACAACAGCGCCCUGAACUCUUUGGCGCUGUUGUGGGUAAUGUAGGACUUUUUGACAUGUUACGUUAUCACAAGUUUACCUCGGGAGCGUAUUGGAAGACUGAAUAUGGAGACCCAGACUAUGCGAAGGAUUUCAAGUAUAUAUACAAAUACUCUCCCCUGCACAACAUCCGAUAUCCAAUGAGUGGUCAAUGGCCUGCUACUUUGAUGAUGACAGCGGACCAUGACGAUCGUGUGGUACCCAGUCAUACGUUAAAAUAUGCUGCAACGCUCUAUAACAUGGUAAAAGAACAUCCAGAACAGACCAAUCCCAUAUUGUUUCGUAUAGACCAAAAUUCCGGUCACGGGAAAGGAAAGUCUGCAGCUAAGAUGGUUGCCGAAACAGUAGAUGUCUAUAGUUUUCUCCAGAGAGUGUUGCAAUUGAGAUGGACCGAAUAA
Molecule: messenger RNA, 2220 nt
Organism: Cylicocyclus nassatus
Lineage: Eukaryota; Metazoa; Nematoda; Chromadorea; Rhabditida; Strongylidae
Source: the annotation of a GenBank genome assembly